This is a messenger RNA of Ictalurus furcatus (blue catfish), 1538 nucleotides long. RefSeq lists its product as uncharacterized. The record is from RefSeq and is a predicted model, not a curated record. NCBI's taxonomy places the organism in Eukaryota, Metazoa, Chordata, Actinopteri, Siluriformes, Ictaluridae. The coding region runs from base 213 to 1538 and encodes 441 amino acids. The transcript is spliced from 3 exons.
UCGUCACCUUUCUCUCAGUUUUGAGAUGUUAACAAGGCUAAUGUAAGUGGUUCUUCUCCUGAUUCAUAUUCCCAGUCGUGAAUAGCAUUACGUCCUCGCCCCAGUACACGUGGUGAAGGAGCAGCUGGACUGGACCAACAAUAUCAAAAGGAGUGUUUUCAUCUCCAUCUCAUCAUCAAAUACUAGUCAAAAGUAAAGACCCCCAAGGCCCAAUGAGACCCGUGGACCAAAGAGACCAACGCCCAAAGAGACCAACGCCCAGAGAGACCCGUGGACCAAAGAGACCCGUGGACCACAGCACCCAGAACAGCAGAAAGAAAGAUUAUAAAGGUCAUAAAUCUGCUAACAGCAGGAAGAAACCCGUUAAACAUAAAAUAAACCUUCAAACACAUCACUUUGAACAUUCCUGGCCAGAAAAGCCUGGUAGAUUUGUGUCUGAAGACUUCAGGAAAACCCACACUGAUGACACUGAGGCUUCAACUUGGGCUUUAUUUAACAAUCUUAAAGGUAAAGAAUCUCAGGAACUUAGGCAUCCAGUUAGGUUAAAUAAUGACACAUACAUCAUAUAUCAUUUAAAAUUAAAAUGGGGGGGUAAACGCUACAAUUGGUUAAAAUUUAAAUUGUUUACAUCUGAGGAUGACAUUAAUUGUGUUUUAGACAACUGCUAUGAACUUAAGUGCAGUGAAGACAUCCUGAAUGUGAUUGUACACUACGCAAGUGUUGGUGAAAAUCAUUCCAAAUAUUUAAUGUUAAAUGGCUGGAUUUAUAAACUGUAUCCAAAGAAGCUUUAUGUAUUUCUAGUAGGAAAACAACUCACUAGAAAUGAAAAUGCAGAUAAAAUAAAAAAAGUUAUUGAAGGACAGCAUAAGAAGCAUGAAUAUAAAGACAUUCGAGAAGGAAUAAGUAACUGCAAAGAAAAUAAUCAAGAUUUAUAUGUUCUGUAUGCUGAGUAUGCUCAGUACUUCAGAGAGACUUUACUGGGCAUCUAUACACAUGGAACUUUUGACCCCAAUAAGGAAGCUUGGUUUACUACAUACUUUUUAGCAACAGUGAUUUCAGAGUCUGCAAGAAAUUUUAGAUCAUUUAUCAUCACACUCAUAGCUUUAGAUCUCAGUCAAGAUCCUGAAACCCAAAACAAGGGCCUCGAGUUUCUUUUAGAGAAGCUUCCAAUGGCGAAAGGGGGAACCUGGAUAAACUCUGAUAGAAGGGGGUUUCAUGGGGCAAGCACUGUGCAAAAGGAAGAAAAAGAAAGAAGAAAUACAAAGAAGAAAAAGAAAGAAGAAAGAAAAAUAAGCAAACUUAAAAGGCUAGUAGAGAAAGAGGAGGAAAUCUUUAAGACAUGGCUUUCAGUCAGUAGUAAAACAGAGAUUGAUACAGAAAUGAUUAAACGUCUUCUCAAAUUGUUAUAUGGUAAACUCAGACUCAAUAAAGAUCCCUCAAUUCUAGAAACUUUUAUUAUAAAUUUGAGAGAUUUUAAAAAAGAAAUAAAUUCUUUAAUUUCUCCUGAAUUACUGAGAGGAUAUUCCUACCGCAACUAA